AUGGCCAAGCUAUCAUUUCAUGCUCAUUCCUUACCAGAUUUUCACUCGUACAAUCAUUCCCUCUCUGCAAAACCCACUAGUUAUUCAUUUAGGAGGGCAAAGCUGCAAAGGGCGAAGCUUACCAUCAGGGCUCUGAACAAUACAUUGGAGCGGGUCUCUUCACCUGUCAUGACAUUGUAUGAUGUGUUGUCUGUGUCUCAGAGCGUGGAAUUGAGUGAAUUGAAGAAAGCUUAUAGAGAGAAGGUUAGGGUUUACCAUCCAGAUGUAUGCGCACCUGGUGAAAGAGAGGAAUCCAGCAAGAUAUUUAUUCAGGUACAGGAAGCCUAUGAGACUCUGUCAGAUCCCAUGCUCAGGGCUGACUAUGAUUUUAACUUGGGUUUUAAUCCUCAAAUAAUGUUGUUGAACAGGAGGAAUGUGAGUGUGAAGGAUGGUGCCAAGCAGAUAUGGGCAGAACAACUUGAAAGGAUUAAUAGAGGCAUGGGCAUGGAGAGGAAUAGUUGGGGAGGAAGAAUGCGUCGCUUCAGAAGAUGA
Messenger RNA from Cryptomeria japonica (Japanese cedar), 531 nucleotides. RefSeq names its product chaperone protein dnaJ 20, chloroplastic-like. Lineage: Eukaryota; Viridiplantae; Streptophyta; Pinopsida; Cupressales; Cupressaceae. Gene Ontology annotation, cellular component: chloroplast. The record is from RefSeq and is a predicted model, not a curated record. The transcript has a single exon. Bases 1 to 531 code for a protein of 176 amino acids.